AUGCGCACCGAUUCAGAAGCAAACACUGUAUAUACUCUUUUUCAUCAAAGCCAAUCAUCAAAAUCGAAUAAAGAUCGUUCAUCACGAUUAUCUGGCAUUAUUAUCAUUCUUUUACUAAUUUCUAUCAUCAUAUUGCUCAUAUUUUAUGCUAUCGAACGGAAUAAGUCAAAAGAUCAACAAAAUAUAAUAACAGCUAAAGAUACCAAUGAUGUAUGUUUAAGUCCAUAUUGUAUUAAAGCAGCAAACUAUCUUCUCGAAAGUAUUGAUGAAACAAUCGAUCCAUGUGAAGACUUUUAUCAGUUCGCUUGUGGUACAUGGCUUAAAAACACACGAAUACCUCCUGAAAAUGGUAAACAUCGUUCAAUAUCAAGACUGACGAUACGAUUAGAAAAUGCGCUUGUUGAUUUAUUUUCAUCAUCACCACCACCACCACUAAAUGAUAUAGUAGAGUCAAAAGCAAUUAUCAAUGCUCGUCGUUUGUAUGCUUCUUGUAUGGACGAGAAUGCUAUUGAAACAGAAGAUAUCGAUGUAAUACUCUCAUUAGUCAAGACAGAGUUUGGUGGAUGGCCUGUCUUAGAAGGUUUAACAUGGAACGAAUCAACAUUUGAUUUGUCUCGUUUGACACUUAAAUUAAACCAAUACAAUAAUUUUAUAUUAUACACAAUCAAGUCAGUCGCUGACGAUAAGAAUUCAUCGGUUCGAAGUAUUCGAAUCGAUUUCAGUAAUCUUCGAGAAAAUCUGAUGCAUUUUACGAAAGGAAUAAAAGUUUUUAUAGCUUAUUACGGGUACUUUCAUAACUUGACUCGAGCAUUGACCAAUGACACGUCAACAAUCGAUGAUGAUGUUCUUGCUUUACAAAAUUUUGAAUUAGAAAUCAUACAAAAACUGAUGAAACAUGACAAACUAUCUUUUCAAGAUAUUGUUCGUACAACAGUUGGUAAUCUUUCACGUAUAGUGAACUCUGAUUUUACUAAUCAACUUCGUCGUUUAUAUCUAUUUGGAAAUGUAUCUCUUAUUGAUACAGACAUUGUUACUGUGUAUGCACCUAAAUUUUUGCUUGAUAUUAUAUCAAUUAUUGAUCAACAAUCACCACGUACUAUACAGAACUACAUGAUAUGGCGUUUCAUGAUGAGCCGAGCUUUGAAUAUGCCAAAACGAUUUCGAAACAUCGUACAACAAUAUAACUAUGUGUUUUAUG
Messenger RNA from Adineta steineri, 1198 nucleotides. Lineage: Eukaryota; Metazoa; Rotifera; Eurotatoria; Adinetida; Adinetidae. The record is from the annotation of a GenBank genome assembly.